Fundulus heteroclitus (mummichog) is the source of this 3191-nucleotide messenger RNA. RefSeq names its product QKI, KH domain containing, RNA binding a (gene qkia). NCBI's taxonomy places the organism in Eukaryota, Metazoa, Chordata, Actinopteri, Cyprinodontiformes, Fundulidae. Gene Ontology annotation, molecular function: mRNA binding. The record is from RefSeq and is a predicted model, not a curated record. Gene Ontology annotation, biological process: regulation of mRNA splicing, via spliceosome. The coding region runs from base 1 to 1179 and encodes 392 amino acids. Gene Ontology annotation, cellular component: nucleus. The transcript has 7 exons.
AUGAUGGUCGGAGAGGUCGAAGUGAAGGAACGACCGAGGCCGAGUCCAGACUAUUUGAUGCAAUUAUUAAACGAAAAGAAGCUUAUGACCAGUUUGCCAAAUCUCUGCGGAAUCUUCACGCACCUGGAGCGGCUUCUUGAUGAAGAGAUCAACAGAGUGCGUAAGGAUAUGUACAGCGACACAGUGAAUGGCCUUGUGGACAGACACCCGCUGGAGCUGCCCGAACCCAUCGGACCCAUCGUUCACCUGCAGGAGAAACUGUUUGUGCCUGUCAAAGAGUACCCAGACUAUAACUUUGUGGGAAGAAUCCUCGGUCCCCGGGGACUCACUGCCAAACAGUUGGAGGCAGAGACGGGAUGCAAAAUCAUGGUGCGAGGAAAGAGCUCCAUGAGAGACAAGAAGAAGGAGGAGCAGAACAGAGGGAAGCCAAACUGGGAACACCUAAAUGAAGACCUUCACGUCCUAAUCACAGUUGAAGACACGCAGAACAGAGCCGAGAUCAAGAUGAGGAGAGCGGUGGAGGAGGUCAAGAAGCUCCUCGUACCUGCUGCUGAGGGGGAAGACAAUUUGAAGAAGAUGCAGCUGAUGGAGCUGGCUAUACUCAACGGGACGUACAGAGACAACAACAUCAAAACACCCCACCUUGCGUUCUCUCUUGCAGCAGCGGCAGCGGCCGCUCAGGGCCCCCGCCUCAUAGCAGCCCCCGCAGGUCAGGUGUUGCCUCCGCCGGCACUCCGGCCCCCGACGCCGGCCGGGGCGCCCAUCAUGAACCUCAUCCGGCCCUCUCAGAUGGCUGCUAUGCUGCCUAACGGCACCCCAACCUUGGUGCCUCCCACUCCGGACGGCGGACUAAUCUACACCACCCCUUACGAGUACCCCUACACCUUGGCACCCACCUCGUUGCUGGAGUACCCCAUCGAGCACAGUGGGGUUCUAGGUAAGAGAGCCUGGGGGAGCUUGGGUGCAGCAGCCAACUUUAGCCAGCCCGGACAGGAGGGCAGCUUUUUUUACCCCGGCUUUGGGGUGCUGGACGCAGCUACCAUGAGCCACAGUCAGGACUUGUUGAAAGGUGCAAUGGCUACUAAAGUGAGACGGCAUGACACGCGGGUCCAUCCUUACCAAAGGAUUGUGACCGCUGACAGAGGUCAGUUUAGUCUCCUAGCUACACUUUGCUAUUGACUGAUGCAUUUUUAUGAUUAUUAUGCCUAUUAUGCCUCACUGCCUUAGUCAGAAACAAUGUCUGUGUUGGAUUUCUCUGUUUUCCUCUCCCACCUUACCUGCCCCGUACAGGAGAAUCUCAUUUAACUAGAAUAUCAUUGAGGAGUUCAUUUAUUUCACUAAUUGAAUUCAGAAAGUGAACUCUUUAUGUUUUAUUGAUCCAUUUCACACAAAGUGACUCACUCCUAGUGUUUAUUUCUGGUAAUGUUGAUGAUUAUGGCUUACAGCUAAUGGAAACCAUUCGGGUUCGGAGAAAAUAGGAACGUCACAUAAAGUCAAGAAACCCUUUAAAACAGAAAUGCGUUGCAGCGAGAAGUGUCUUCAUGGACUACUGGACAGUAUCAGCUCUCAGUACCGGGUCUGGGCUCCUUUUGCAUGAAUUGCUGCAUGGGGAUCAGCUGGUGCACUGCAAAAACAGAACUAGAAAUAAGUAAAAUGUUCUUAAAAUGAUUGUAUUUGUCCUUAAUUUGAGCAGGUAAAUAAGAUUAUCUGCCAAUGAAAUAAGAUUUUUGCACUUAAAAUAGGAACAAUUCAUCUCCAUCUUCUUAUUUCAAGUGCAGGAUGUCUAAUUAUCUUAUUUUAGGGGUCAAAAUACUCAUUCCAUUUAUCAAAUCAAGGAUAAAUACACUAACUUUAAGAACCUUUUACUUAUUUUUAGAUCCAUUUUUGCAGUGUGGUCCUGGUGGGAGCCCAGGUUGUGUUUAAAAAUGGCCUCCAGCUGGUCUGCAUUGUUAGUUCUGGUGUCUCAUCUUCACCCUGACAGUACUGCACCAGUUCAGAUCCGAACAGUUUUUUAAAAUAGAUUUUCAAAUGAAAUACAAAAAUGUUUCUUCUAAAAAAAAAAACAGGAUUCUGGGAACAACGAGCAACAGUGUCAAGGCUGUGGUUAGCCCUGUUGCUUGAGCAGGUUUUAUGCCACACUUUUUCCUUCCACUCAACUUUCUAUUGUUGUGCUUGGAUUUAGCGCAUCAGUAGCUAGGCAUUUGGAAAAAGAGCCUUUUGUGGCUCACAGUCAAAUAAGUAAAUGACUCUCUGCUGGGCUAAUGUGUUAUGGCUAUGAUAACACAAGCAGGUUUUAGAUGACUUUUAGUUUUCCUUUCUACCAGACGUUUUUCCUUCCACUAAACAUUCCAGAAAUGUGUUCGGACACAGUUUCUUUAGCCAAAAGCUUUUGUAGCUAACCCGUGGGAUUUUCAUUGGUUGUAAGCCUAACCAUCAAAAAUCAACAGGAGCAAACAUUUGAAAUACACCACUGUGUGCAUAAAUAACGCAGCUAUAUCCUGAAUAAGGUUCACUUUUGAAUUCACUGAAUGAAAUCAGCUUCUUAGUUAUAUUCUUCUUUAUUGAGGUGCACCUGUACAUCCACACACCUGCUAAACGGUGGAGUGAGGUGUGCGCACCUUGUUUACAUGUAGUACUUAUAACAGCCACCGGGUUGGAGUCCCAGCUCAGGCAUAAGCGAGACCUCGACCUCGAGAGCUUUUGGUUCACGCAGCUGUGCAGCUAGAAAGAGGCGAAUAGUUUGCAGGCAGUGUUGAGGGGUAAAAAAACGACAUUCCUCUGAUGUGAAAUUAGAGCCAAAAAAAAAAAAAAAAGGAGCGAGCGUUGCUCCCAUCCCAGGAUCGAUUUCCGCUGCUCAUACGGAGCAGAGACAAAGGAGGAGUAGCUGCGCUGCUACCGGCCGCCUUUUCACCACGGGAUGCAGAUUUCUUUAUUAUUAUUUUUCUAGAGAAGAUAGACGCGCGCAGACAUUAGCUGAGGUAGCUUUGCGUUCUCUGCAGUGUGUUGCAAAUAUAUUGAAAUAAAGCUAAAUACUUUUUUUUUUUUUUUCUUCUUUUUAAAUAUUUCAGUUGUACACGAGGUACUGUCAUUUUAUAUUUGGAGCAUUUUUAUAUGAAAUGUAUUUAUGGUUUUGUGUAUAUUUAUAUUAUAUAAAAGAAAAUAUACUGCUAAAUAAAGAGAAUCAGAAAGCA